Molecule: messenger RNA, 1952 nt
Organism: Episyrphus balteatus (marmalade hoverfly)
Lineage: Eukaryota; Metazoa; Arthropoda; Insecta; Diptera; Syrphidae
Product: maltase A1-like
Exons: 5
Coding region: 90-1826 (578 amino acids)
Biological process (GO): carbohydrate metabolic process
Source: RefSeq, a predicted model, not a curated record
GUCAUUCAAACGUAUUUCGUUUCUGUGUUAUACCGGGACGGACCGUUUAAAUUUAGAAAAUAUCAAAUUCGUUAUUAGCCACUUUUAAAAUGAAAUUAAACGUAGCUUUAGUUUUAGUGAUAUCCACUAUUUUAAUUGCUGAGGCAAAAGAUUGGUGGAUGAAUGGAAAUUUUUAUCAAAUCUACCCACGAUCUUUCCGCGAUAGUGAUGGCGAUGGAAUUGGAGAUCUGAAUGGAGUCACGGAAAAACUUCAAUAUCUGAAGGAUGUCGGAUUCACUGCAGCAUGGCUUUCCCCUAUUUUCAAAUCACCAAUGGCCGAUUUUGGUUAUGACAUUUCCGAUUUCUAUCAAAUUCAUCCUGAGUACGGAACCAUUCAAGAUUUCGAAAAUUUAAUAAAAAAAGCAAAGGAAGUCGGUCUUAAGAUAAUUCUAGAUUUUGUACCAAACCACACCAGUGAUGAAAAUGAAUGGUUCAAAAAAUCUAUAGAUGGAGAUCCAAAAUACAAGGAUUAUUACAUUUGGCAUAAUGGCGUCGUAGAUCCAGUUACUGGCGAACGUAAGCCUCCAAGCAACUGGCUAAGCGCCUUUCGAUAUAGUGCAUGGGAAUGGAAUGAAGUACGACAGCAAUAUUACCUUCAUCAAUUUGCAAUUAAACAACCCGAUUUGAAUUACCGCAAUCCGGCUGUAGUUGAGGAAAUGAAAAAUGUAAUGCGUUUUUGGUUAGCUAAAGGUAUAAGCGGCUUCCGUAUUGACGCUUGUCCAUUUUUGUUCGAAGUAGAUUUAGACCGUAAUGGCUUAUAUGCGGAUGAACCAGCAGUAACUAGCGGUUGUCCAGAUCCAGAUGAUUACUGUCAUUUACAGCAUAUUUACACAAAUGAUCUUCCAGAAACAAUGGACAUGAUCUAUCAAUGGCGAGAGCUAACUGACAGCUUCAAAAAGGAAAACGGAAGUGACACAAAAAUAUUGCUAACAGAGGCUUAUACCAAUUUUGGAACUAUGAUGAAAUACUAUGGUGAUGGCACACGCAAGGGAUCCUAUGUUCCGUUCAAUUUCGAUUUCAUGGGCAAUGUCAACAAGGACAGCAAAGCAACUGAUGUAGUGACAAAUGUAAAUAAAUGGUUGAAUGCAAUGCCAAAAGGAAAGGACUUUUAUCCAAAUUGGGUGUUGGGUAAUCAUGAUAGUAAAAGAGUUGCAUCUCGUUUUGGUGUUGAGAGAGCUGAUCUGAUAAAUAUUAUGCUUCAAACUCUUCCUGGAAAUGCUGUUACCUACAAUGGAGAAGAACUGGCAAUGACAGAUGUAUUUAUAAAGUGGGAGGACACCGUUGAUCCACAGGCUUGUAACGCUAAUCCAAACAACUUCAAUACAUACUCCCGAGAUCCAGCUAGAACACCCUUCCAGUGGGACGCUUCACCCAAUGCAGGUUUCACUGAAGGAUCAGAAACGUGGUUGCCAGUUUCAGAAGAUUACAAAACUAAGAAUGUUUUGAUGCAAGAAAGGGCCCCAAACAGCCAUUUACAAAUAUUCAAAAAACUUAUUCGUCUCAGACAAGAACCAUCCAUGCAGGAUUUGUAUAAUUUACAAAUCAAAGCAAUAGCGGAUGAUAUUGUUAUCUAUAGCAGGUAUACUGAGGGCAGCAAUAGAUACGUCAUUAUAUUGAACCUAGGUUCGACAACUCAAACAAUUAAUAUCAAUGAUCAUUUCCCCGUUGGACAAAAAGUUGAAAUAAUUACCUCUUCCAUUACAUCAGAUUACAGCGAUGGGGAGGUCAUUGACGCAACGAGGUUUUCUGCCAAGGGACAAGUCGGAACUGUGGUUGUCGCUGUUUAGUAAAAACUUUAAAUGCUUAUAUGUAAUACAAAUAUGUAUUCAACAUAAAAACUGCAAAAAACAAUAAUUAUAAAAUAUAAACUACUUUAGAAUAAUAAAUAAAAUGCAAAAAACAUUUUUAAAAAA